This is a messenger RNA of Metopolophium dirhodum (rose-grain aphid), 1243 nucleotides long. RefSeq names its product ninjurin-B-like. NCBI's taxonomy places the organism in Eukaryota, Metazoa, Arthropoda, Insecta, Hemiptera, Aphididae. Gene Ontology annotation, biological process: cell adhesion; tissue regeneration. The transcript has 2 exons. Gene Ontology annotation, cellular component: membrane. The record is from RefSeq and is a predicted model, not a curated record. Bases 145 to 606 code for a protein of 153 amino acids.
UAACAAUAGUAAUAACAAUAAUAAUGCAGUGUAGUAUACGAUACUAUGUAUGAAUGUAGUAUACGAUACUAUUAUAAUAUGCGCUUGAAUAAAAUUCUAUACAUCACAAUAUCGUGUAUACCAGAUUUCACUCAAUAGUCAAUAAUGGCGGAAACGAUAAUUGCGGCGGACACCAGCCUGGAAAUGGACGAUGGCAAAAACGACGACGAAAAUAGUAAGCGUUCUACCACUCGUCUGUUGUCCAGGUCGUUGAGCAAGGUCAGCAACGUCACGUAUGACACCAAGAAGAACAUGGCGCAGGGGAUGAUGGACAUCGCGCUGCUCACAGCCAACGCUAAUCAGCUCCGGUACAUACUGGAGUUCCGCGACGUUAACUCUACGAAUUUUGUUCUACUGUUGGUGCUGAUUGCGUGCAGCCUCAUAUUACAAGUGAUUGUUGGAACUAUUCUCAUAUUCAAAGGUCGCAUGGCCUGUAUCAGUAGCGGCACGUCCAAUGAGAUAACCAAAGUGGAUGUCAUCAAAUUAAACAACUAUGUAGUCCUUGGAGUAUUUCUUAUAACCGUCAUCAACAUAUUCAUCGCAGCAUUUACAGUAGCACCGACUUAACAUUAUACUUAACACAAUAUGGUAGCACACUGCAUAUCACCAACAAAAUUGUAUGUUUACUGCAGCAUAGUAGUAGCAUCUGAUCUGUGAUCUUCACAGUCAUGAUGAUAAUGUUGUAUAAUAAAUUAAUAAUUAUAUUAUAUUUAAUAUAUAAAAUACACGCAUACGGUCAUACUCUAUGACACAACUUGCCAAUAAAAUAUAUGUGUUGGAUUUCAAAUUGCAUUUUUAUAUUAUAUUUCAAUUAAAAAAUGACUACAGAAUAGAAAGUAUAAAAUAAAAUACAGAAUAAUUAAAUAUAUACCAGGGAUGGAAAACAUUUAAAAAUGAAACUAAAACAAAAAACCAAAAAAAAAAAUUAGCAAUUUGAAAUGUUUUUGUAAAAACAGAAUUAUUCUAGUAGGAUAAUUUAGAUUAUUUGAAGUAUUAAGUCUGUCUAUAUAAACAUAUUGAUUGUGAUGAGUUAACAUUUUAAGUUUCUCAUUGUUAAAAUUCAUUUUUAUUUUUUACCCUAGGGGCUAAGAAUAACAACGGCAUAAAAAAUGCUAGAAAAUAUUAUGAUUAUUAAAACUACAAUCAUAAUCCCCAAUAAAUAUAUAUCAUUAUUACUAUUGUAAAAUUAUCAAAUUUAUUUUAA